This is a messenger RNA of Didymella exigua CBS 183.55, 759 nucleotides long. RefSeq lists its product as uncharacterized. The annotation marks the transcript as partial. The transcript has a single exon. The record is from RefSeq and is a predicted model, not a curated record. Lineage: Eukaryota; Fungi; Ascomycota; Dothideomycetes; Pleosporales; Didymellaceae.
GCACAUUUUAAUGUAGCUCUCUCUACCCUCGGUCAUCGCAAACUCGAACGAGAAUCCAGAGCCGCCAAAGCCCAAAAGCAGCGGUACCUCACCCCAUACGAAGCGAACGCCGUCGUCGAGUUUCUGUUACAACAGAAGGCGUUUGGAACUCCUGUGCGCAUGAAGCAUGUAGCUGCAAUAGCAUUCGUUGCCACUCGCAAUCGGCCCCUAGCGGACAGGCCACUUAAGCCUCCCGGCCCAAACUGGGCUAAGGCAUUCGAAAAACACCGUCCAGAGCUCAUAGCAAAGAAGAACAGGCCGCAGGAUUGGAACCGACAUAACAUCUACAAUAAGGUUGAGUAUUGGUUUGAAGUGAUUGGAAAUGAAUUACAAAACCCAGCUAUAUUAUCAGAGAACACCUAUAAUAUGGAUGAGACUGGUGUUAUGCUAAGUAUGCUAAACUCCGUUAAAGUCCUAGUCGGUAAGGAUGAUACACACGCCUAUAGAGGUGCGCAUGUCAAGCGUACCAUGGUAACUGCUGUUGAAUGUGUCUCUGCGGAUGGAAGAUGUUUAAAUCCUAUGAUAAUCUGGCCCGCCAAAACCCAUCGAGCUAACUAGACUACCUAUCCAACUCCUGGUUGGGUAUAUGCGGUCUCUGAUACUGGAUUCACUGACUCUUACAUCAGCCUACAGUGGCUUAAGCUUGUUUUCGACCCCCAGACCAAGGAACGGGCUAACAUGAGGCCACGGCUACUUAUCUGGGAUGGUUUCGGAACGCAU